Molecule: messenger RNA, 1184 nt
Organism: Pseudomyrmex gracilis
Lineage: Eukaryota; Metazoa; Arthropoda; Insecta; Hymenoptera; Formicidae
Exons: 3
Coding region: 528-1019 (163 amino acids)
Source: RefSeq, a predicted model, not a curated record
UGCAAGACAAUUUUCUGUCUUCUUUAAAAAUAGCACAAAUAUGCCGAGGAAUCCGUGGACAGAGAAGUGCAGUUGGUCGACUUCGCGUUACACUUUGAGGUCAUCGAAAUAAAGAAGAAAAAGGUGUUGACGGCAACGAUCGACUUGUCUGUAAACGAACGGAUAAAUAAAUAAUCCGUUUUGUUGUAAUCUCGAACAAAUUACUUAGAUGAGAAAGAGAAUAGGAAAUAUUUGUUAACCGAGACGCAUACAUAGACAUACCGAUCGGCGAUUAACCCGUUUGCCAGUUCUCGUAGGUAUAUCGCGCAUUCUUGCGCGUACAACACACCUUCAGCUUUCGAAGCACGAAUUCGCGAAAUUGUCGUGUAGAUGUGAUUCACGAAUCGCAAGAAAAUUCAAAUCCCGAACAAAAAGCGCGUUGCAAAUGGAAUAACAAUCAGUUGAAUAAAAAUUUAUUCACAAGCUGCGAGAGGUCACACCAAAGACACAAGUUGCUUCUACGCGCGCAAAAACAAUUGUGAAUUUUAAUGAUUACUGACAAAAUUUGUAUUUCUCACACAAGUGUUUCGUACGUAAAAGAUUGUUCACACGUCGUCGAGAAUGUUUUCCCGUUUAUUUUUGUUCUCGUUACAAUUGUUGAAACCUCCGACGCUGUUCUUUUCCUUCGUCCGACAAAGAUCUGCUUAAAAAUUCUUUUUCCGAAACGACGAUUCGCUUGGUAUCUUCGAGUGAAGGAUGCAGCUCGUGUCACACAUACGCACCUUCUGUUGAAAGAGGCGAGCAGAAAGAAGACUACUUUUAAGUUAUACCCUCGCGAGCAACAGACGUUUGAUAACAUCAAACCCGGAAGUAAAUCUUUGUGCGUGCGACGAGAGUCUUACAUAGAGAUUCAACCGAGGGAAACCAACUUGCACAGCAAAAACAUGCAACAAGUGCAAUCUUACGUGACAUCGUAUUCGUCGAAACAUCAACGAUACGAAGAAGAGAAUGAUAGUAGGAAAGAAUUUCUUUUUCUUUGAAUAUAAUUAAAAUCUUGAAAGAGAAAUUAAAGCCAAUGUGUAUGUGUGUGUGUGUGCGCGCGCGACUAAUAAAUAUUGAACGGACUCGAGAGUAUAAAAAAUAUUGAUUGAUACGUCGUAAUUAUUAGAACAACACGUUAAAAGUCGAUUGUAACAUAUGUUAUA